Molecule: messenger RNA, 561 nt
Organism: Pseudovirgaria hyperparasitica
Lineage: Eukaryota; Fungi; Ascomycota; Dothideomycetes; Acrospermales; Acrospermaceae
Product: Sm-like ribonucleoprotein
Exons: 3
Coding region: 128-424 (98 amino acids)
Biological process (GO): spliceosomal snRNP assembly; RNA processing
Cellular component (GO): SMN-Sm protein complex; spliceosomal tri-snRNP complex; U4 snRNP
Molecular function (GO): RNA binding
Source: RefSeq, a predicted model, not a curated record
CCUUACGAUUUCCGUACGACGAUUUCGACAACGUCGCGCGACCACAGCACAACUCAGACGACGGAGAGAAGUCUAUCCGCUUUCUUCACACAUAUAAAUCCUAUCUUGCGCUCACACCACCGCCAAUAUGACGAGUACAAUCGGCAUCCCAAUAAAGCUACUGAAUGAGGCAAUGGGUCAUGUAGUUACUAUUGAGAUCACCUCUGGUCAAGUCUACCGCGGCAAGCUCCUCGAAGCGGAAGACAACAUGAACGUUCAGCUGAAAGAUAUCACUGUAACUGCACGCGACGGCCGUGUGUCACAUCUUGAUCAAGUCUACAUUCGCGGAUCGCAUGUGCGAUAUUUUAUUGUACCGGAUAUGUUGAGGUAUGAAGCCCCAAGAUUAUGGCCCUACCGACAGGGCGCAUGGCCUCUGAGGUACUGAGAGAAAAUUACUGAUCCGGUGCUAGGAAUGCGCCGAUGUUCCGAGCGAGAGGUACGAGGGGACGAGGUGUGGGUCUGGCAAGAGGUAGAGCAACUGUGAAUCGUGCGAGAGGACAACAGAGGGGAGACAGAAGAGGA